GGAUAAGUGGCAUGUGUAAGGGGGAAAAAUUCAUCACUUAUGGAAGAAGUUGACAACAUAAGAAAAUGGUAGCCGUAACGUGAAAUUGGUACUAGGGUUUUAAAAAGGGUCCACUCUCCAGUAGCGAAGAAUCUUCAACACGGAACAAGAAAUGGGAAAUUAGAGGAAAAGGGUUUGCAAUUAAAGAACAAAGUCGAUUCCUUGGAAGCAAAACAGAGCAAUAACAGAAUGGAGGAGGAACAAAGGGUUGCACAAGUCGAAGUGGCGAAGCAGAGAUGCAAGUGCGUCAUUGAUGCCAUUGACAAGUUACCUUGUUCCACCAACAUCACUCACUCGUGUAAACGAACCCUCCUGAAAUUGGCACGUGCCGAUCUCUCUUUCCUCUCUCGCCCCUCGUCUUCUUCUUCUUCUGGGCCCCUCAGUGUCAACAUUGGGCACCUUGAAACAGUUGUCCAUAUUCUCCAGCAGCCUUUCAUAACUGGAGUUUCUCGAGUUUGCAAGUCAAUCCCACUCUCACCUUCUGUUAGCAGUGAAGAAAGACUUGAUUCUUCUCUUAAACACAUUCAUGUUGAUGUGGUUUGUACCCUCAACAGGAAGCCUGUCUGGAUUAUAGUAUCUGAUAGAAAUCCAGAGUAUAUUUCUUGGGAUAGAAGCCGUAAAAGUAAGGGUUUAAAGCUACGGAUUCAAGAAGUACUUGCUGCUGCGCAGUCUAACUUAACAUUAAGACCUUCCUCAGUCAUUCUUUUCUUUGCCAAUGGGCUUGCAACCAACAUUUACAACAAACUUCGAGAUGAACUUGGGGCAUAUGAAAUCGAGUUGGAUUUCUCAGUUUUCAGUUCUGACGUGUUGGAAGAAACUGAAGGUGACUGGAUAAAUGUUAUUGCAAGAUCAUACAGAAAUUCAUGUGUCCUUGAAAUUAACCCUGCUGUUGGCAAGGAUGUUGUUCCAAAUUCUGGGUGUAUUAUUCAAGGUUCGGCUGUAGACUCUUCCCAAAUAGAUCUUUCGGUAGGAAAAGCUGAAACUCAACCACAACAAUUGGAAGAAAAUGCCAGAACUGGGGACUACUCUCAUCUUGAGCUUUUUGUAGAUGAAGCCAAAACUCAACCACAGCCUAUAGAAGAGAAUGUUGGAAUAAACUUGGGUGAUACAUUCUGUUCCAUUCUUAUGGGAAUGAAACCAAUUUCAAUGGAGAUUAAAAAAUUUGAAUCCGCAAAACCUGGGAAUCUCUUAGGUGAGACCGACCUAGUAAAUUUUGAUACAACAGCUCUGAUAGCUCUUGUUUCAGGAAUUAGUAAUGGUGGAACAAAUAAACUUCUGGCUACUCCUGACAGUGAAAUGAGGCAGAGGUUUAAGGGAAACUUCGAUUUUGUGAUUGGUCAAAUAAUGUCUGAAAUUCAAAACCCAAUCCAUUUGAAAUUUGGUAGAAUCCUACAUGGAAAGCAUGGCCUAAUUUGUGAGAGUGUUCUUUUGGAAUUUAAGGAGUUGGUAUCGAUGUGUGGAGGACCCAAUGAGAAACUGAGAGCUGCCAGGUUGAUAGAUUAUCUCAGGGUUGUUCCUGAUACUCCCUCAGAGCGCAUGAUGGGCCUCCCAACAACAAGAAAGCUGGCAUUGAAAAACAAAGUUGUCUUUGGCACUGGUGACCGUUGGCAUGCCCCUACUUUAACUGCAAAUAUGGCAUUUGUCAGAGCAGUUUCACAGACAGGGAUGUCCCUUUCUACUAUUGAACAUAGACCAAGGGCCUUAACUGGUGAUUAGUGGCAUAAAUUCCUGAAAACAAGUCUUGAGGCAUUCAUUCAGGCACCACUAAACCUGCAACAUAUUUUGUUGACAGGUGUUCAAAAGUUCCAUUUUUCUUUCUUUUUGGUGAGUAUUCCUACCACUGGUUGUUGAAUGCAUGUAUAUGAACACUGUAGGAUUUUACAGCUUCAAACUUCUGAAAACUUUGCCAUCUAAGGAUUUAUUACAUAUUCAUAUCAUUAAUGUGAGUUUAUAUAAAGUUUGGGUUAGAGUUGCCUCGUGAGAAUCUUUAAUAGCGUUUUCCUCCCACUAAGCCUCAGAUUUUAUAUAUAAACGGCAAUAGCUCUGAUUUUUUUAUUCUUCCAAAUUGAGAUAUGUUAUUUUUAAUAUUUAACGUCACCAAUUAGCUCACCGUUUAGUAUAUACAUUGCAGCAACUAUUGCUCUUGCAUUUGUCACAAUCCACACAUUCUCAAUGGUCAUCGCAUCUAUUGAGUACACAUAGGGGAACAAAGUGGAUACAUAUUUUGUUCCCAUUGUUCACAUUGUUGUAGGAAUGGGGGUAAAAUAUCACUCUUUACAUUAUAUUUUUACCCUAAAAUUUACAGCUGUAACUAGUAACCAGCCAUCUUUCACCAGUGGUGUCUGUCUGCUUGAAUUUUAGUGGAUUUCAGAAAACAUGAGAAGUGUAACAAUAAAAGGUCCCCUGUAUGUACUGUGAAUUAUAUUUUAUCAAUUGAUAUCUUGGAAUAUAAAUGUUUUUUUUAUGACUUUUGCCUUCAAUUAAGGCUUAAAACUACAUUGUUUUCUUUGACUUGCUGUUUCCUUAUCCAGACAAUUUGGUGCCUGGUGGUUGUGCUGUUGGCAUUCCUCUUCUCUAUUUCAUUAUCUUGACCUUGGCUCAUUGUGGGAGGAGGGUUUGGAGAAGAUGGACAGAAAACCCAAUCAAAAAGUGUUGCAGCUUCUGUAUUUGGUAUUCUUGAUGGAAAUCACAAAUUGACCCAAGUGAUGACUCUGGAUUCACAUACAAGUGAAGGGAGAGAUUGAAUUUAAAAAUGUUAGUUUCAAGUACCUACCAGACCUGAUGUUCAAACAAGGUGUAUUGGCACUUAGAUUGGAAGGAUCCAGAGUGGUUGGUGAUUUGGCCACUCAAAAGAAAGAGAUUGUAGUACUCUGCUCAGCUGGAAGGACCCAAAAGCACCAGAUUUUGAGGAUUUGCAUUUCAUUAUGUCAGGAUUUUUUGUUUUUGAACUUUGUGAUAGUAGUUCUGGUUAAUUCGUAAUUUUGUAGGCUGAGUUGAAAUUAACUUGUUUUGAUGUUGUGGCCUUUUUGAGCAUUCUUUAUUGCUUAUGAGUUCAACAUCUGCAAUGUUCUGACUAUAGUAGAGUAGUUUCUGUGUGAAGAUAGAUAAAUACAUGUGUACAUAAAAAAAAACUACAUAAAAUAGUUGAUUUUGUGACAUUUCUUUGGACUGCAUAA
This is a messenger RNA of Vigna umbellata (rice bean), 3215 nucleotides long. The record is from RefSeq and is a predicted model, not a curated record. Lineage: Eukaryota; Viridiplantae; Streptophyta; Magnoliopsida; Fabales; Fabaceae.